This is a messenger RNA of Habropoda laboriosa, 1389 nucleotides long. It is a transcript of the gene Herp, whose product is annotated as homocysteine-responsive endoplasmic reticulum-resident ubiquitin-like domain member 2 protein. Gene Ontology annotation, biological process: endoplasmic reticulum unfolded protein response. The transcript has 4 exons. Gene Ontology annotation, molecular function: protein binding. The record is from RefSeq and is a predicted model, not a curated record. The coding region runs from base 247 to 1386 and encodes 379 amino acids. Lineage: Eukaryota; Metazoa; Arthropoda; Insecta; Hymenoptera; Apidae.
UCCAUUUAGUGACGCUUACAAAAAUAUAUCAGUGAUGAAUUUGUUCUAAUCAGUACUCAAAUAAAUAAUACGGGAGAAUUAGGUGCAAAUCGGCUAGCUGGUUUGACAAAGAAGACAACGUACUGUAUAACAUUUCAAGAAUACAAAAUUAUCAACCUGCCUCGGUAGCAUUGUUAAUACUCUCCAAGUGAUUGACAGUAGAAACAGCUGAUCAAACGAUACCCAAAAAACUGAAACUUUUAGAUAAUGGAAGGAACUGCAGUUAAAGUAAUAAUAAAAGCACCGAAUCAGCAGAUUAAAGAUCAAAUCAUAAAUUGUGAUAUUGGGUGGACGGUUGGCCAAUUAAAAGAACACUUGUCCGAAGUUUAUCCUAGUAAACCAGAGCGGGCAAGUCAAAAACUUAUAUAUUCUGGACAAUUACUAAAAGAUACAAUAUGUUUGAAAGAUGUUUUAAGGCAAUGUGAUGGACAAGCAGACCAAGCUUAUACUGUUCAUUUAGUUUGUGCAUCACAAAAAACAUCUGCAAAUAAAAUGACUAAUGAACAAGUUGUAGAAAACACAAGUACAAUUCCUACUGCAAGAAGUACAAUAGAACAUAUGAGAUUAAAUAAUACAAAUAAUGUACAAAAUCAAAGUCAGAACAUAAAUAAUGUUACCAUGCAACAUACUCCUGCACAAUUAUAUUCUACACAACAAUAUUUUGAUCCACGAAAUAGUCAACAAAUGGCUUGGAUGCAACAAGCAUAUAGCCAUUAUUUUACACAGUAUAUGCAACUAAUGGCAGCACAAGGAAUACAAUUACAAACUAGCAUUCCAUAUAUUCAACAAAUGAAUGGCAAUACAAAUGAUAGUGUGCAAAAUCCAUAUACAAAUAACACAAAUAAUAAUAACAAUGUUGGUGAUGAACAACAACAACCUGCUGCCCCAGAAGCUGAGGUUAAUGGAGGAAAUAAUGGUGCUGGAGAAGAUGGUGCAUUUAACAGAGAUUGGCUAGAUUUUUUGUAUAUGAUAUCAAGAAUUAUUGUUCUCUUCAGUAUAGUAUAUUUUAAUUCGUCUCCUCUAAGAUUUCUUAUUACUACAUUUCUCGCCUUUGCAAUGUAUCUGUAUCAAGGUGGUUUCUUCCGGGUACAACCUCUCUUAGGUGAAAAUAAUAAUGGUAGAGUAGAUCGGGUAGAUAACAAUAACCAAAUGUUACAAAAUGAAGCAGGGGGUCCUCAGCCUGCACCACAGCAACAAAAUGAUCAGGUGCCAACUAUGCAAGCAGAAGCAAGAACAAAUGCAAAUGAAGAACAUGAAGAGGAAAGACCUGGUGCACUUGCCUUUACUUGGACAUUUUUCAGUACAUUUUUUUCUUCUCUUAUUCCAGACCAACCAAAUGUUAUUUAAUUU